This is a messenger RNA of Ilex paraguariensis (yerba mate), 1402 nucleotides long. Lineage: Eukaryota; Viridiplantae; Streptophyta; Magnoliopsida; Aquifoliales; Aquifoliaceae. The record is from the annotation of a GenBank genome assembly.
CCUCAGCAAAAUUGUCAGCUGCCAACACAAACGCCGUUUGGUCAAAACUGAUCGGCUACACGAAGUCAUGAAUCUCUUUUUUUUUAUUUGCCUUCUGCUCCUUUGCAUCAUCCACACAGCACGCGUCGUCUUUGUUUUUGUGGAGGGUCCUCUCAGUAUUAUAGUAUUCAAAAGACGAUGUCUUCCUCAGGGUACUGUUAUCCAUGCGGUCCACCAUGGAGAACCCUCAAUGCUUUUUUCCCAUGCCCCCUUGGACGCUUCAACAUGGAGGCGAAUUACCCAGGAAGGUGCUGCAGUUCAAGUUGUGACCACCACAUUUUCUAACAGAUUCAUUUGGAUCAUGACAAGUUCAUCAUCAGUUGGGGAGUGUUUGGUUCCUGAAAGUAGAAUUCAGCAGGUAAAAUUGCUUAAUGCAUCUGAUGAUGCCUAUGGAGGAGUCACUGUAGACAUGAAGGAGCCUAUGGAUUCUGAUGACUUUAGGUCUCUGCUCAGAGCUUCAAUAUCGCAAUGGAGGCAACAGGGAAAGAAGGGUAUCUGGAUAAAAUUGCCUAUUGAACACGUAAAUCUUGUUGAGCCUGCAGUAAAGGAAGGAUUUUGGUAUCAUCAUGCUGAACCAUCUUACCUGAUGCUUGUAUAUUGGAUCCCCGAAACUCCUCAUACAAUCCCUGCAAAUGCUUCACACCGAGUUGGCAUUGGUGCUUUUGUAAUGAAUCAUAAGGGAGAGGUUCUUGUAGUACAAGAAAUUCAUGGAAAAUUCAAAGGUACUGGGGUCUGGAAAUUACCUACCGGGGUCGUUGAUGAGGGUGAGGAUUUAUGUGAUGCUGCAAUCAGGGAAGUGAAAGAGGAGACAGGAAUUGAGACGGAAUUCGUGGAAAUCCUUGCAUUCAGGCAAAGCCACAAGUCAUUCUUUGGCAAGUCAGAUUUGUUAUUUAUCUGCAUGCUGCGGCCACUCUCUUUUGAUAUCCAGAAGCAGAAUUCAGAGAUUGAGACAGCACAGUGGAUGCUUGCUGAGGAUUAUGCAGCCCAACCAUUUGUGCAGAACCACAUGCAAUUCAAUUCCAUUGCCAAGUUAUGCUUAGCAAAGAAAGACAAUCACUACACUGGCUUUUCUGCUGUGCCUACAACUACUGGUUUUUCUGCCAAGAAGAGUUAUUUGUACUCCAACAUUCAGGGUGUGGAGCUCUGACCAACUUCUCAUAAUUGGGCACUUGAGAAGGUUAUGUUUGGAGAACAGAAUUCUGUGCGUGUUCAUUUGGUUACCGUAUUGUAAUAGAAUAUAUUGUAUUAGAUAAUAUGGACUAAUUCUAUGUAAAUGGAUAAAAUACAAGAUUAUAUGUGGAACAACAAUACUACACAUUGUAAUCCAGUGUUUGGCAAAACAUUGGAUUAAGAGUGAGAUAAU